This is a messenger RNA of Anisakis simplex (herring worm), 222 nucleotides long. Lineage: Eukaryota; Metazoa; Nematoda; Chromadorea; Rhabditida; Anisakidae. The record is from the annotation of a GenBank genome assembly.
AUGGAGUUUUCAUCAGAAGAAUGUUGGCAUGCGAAUAUUUUAAGUAUUGAUGGUAGUCAUCUUCUUGGGGCAGCUGCAGGACUCGUGGCUGGUUGUUUGGCGUACUGGUGGCUGACACGACCAUCUUCUUCAUCCGGGAAAUUGAUUGCAAGCGUGGACUUAACUCAGCAAACCAAGGAACUGCCGGUUGGCUUUCACAGACUGAUCUUCAUCGAUUACUGA